AGAAAUGAGCGUCUCUAAAGAAAACUAUACUUUACGUCAAGCUGAGAAAUUUGCCAAAGCCAAAUCGUUUUUGCAAAAAAGUUCAUCAAAAAAUGGAGCAAACUUAUACGAUCACUUAUCUGCAAUUGUCACCAAAGUUCUCCACGAAAGAAUUGACGAUGCCGUUGACCUUCUUGAAGAUUUGAGCAGAAAAAUCAAGAAAAGCAAAUUCCGACCUGAGACCGAUUCAAUCAUUGAUAAAAUUGAUCGAUCGAGUGAAGUUGCUCUGGCAGAAGUGCAGUUGCCACUCUUUAAGGCUAAAAAUACGUUAUUUUAGGAAGAUGACGAGGUUGAGCCCGAUGAAGAUUCCGAAUCCAUUUUGAACAACCUGAUGGAGUCUUUCUACUACUUUGAACAAAUCGGAGUUGGCUUUGGGCGGGAAGAAUCUACAAAAAUUUGUUUAGCCAUGAAAAAACUGACGGAAGAAUAUCCUCUCCGAUCGGCAACUUUUUGGGGGAAAAUAUUUGGUCUGGAACAAAACUAUUACAUUGCCGAAGCCGAGUUUAAGGAAGGUGAAGAAGAAGAGGAAGAAGUAUUAUUUUUUUACAAAACGAGGAAAACUCCGAAGGUGCCCACGUCUAGUUAUUUUGUAGAAGAAAAGGCGGAAGAUGAGCCUCCAAAGUCUCAAUAUAAACCUCUACCAAAACCUCCGGCAGAGUUACCCAGGACGGGGGUCAACAAAAAAACAUAUUUUGUCUGCAAUGACCCUGGAAAAAGGUGGUCCAAACUACCGAAUGUGACCCCUGAACAAAUCCAAAUUUCACGCAAAAUACAAAAAUAUUUCAGUGGAACUCUCAACAGCCCGGUCGUUUCAUAUCCUGAGUUCCCUGGGAAUGAGGCUGAGUAUCUCCGAGCCCAAAUAGCACGGAUCACUGCAGGAACAAUGAUCUCUCCGCUCGGAUUUUACCAUUUUGAAGAGGAGGAAGAGGAAGAGGAAGAAACUGGAGGUAUCUUAAAGUCUAAUUUGAAUUAA
Molecule: messenger RNA, 1012 nt
Organism: Octopus sinensis (East Asian common octopus)
Lineage: Eukaryota; Metazoa; Mollusca; Cephalopoda; Octopoda; Octopodidae
Product: radial spoke head protein 4 homolog A-like
Biological process (GO): cilium assembly; cilium movement involved in cell motility; axoneme assembly
Cellular component (GO): axoneme; radial spoke
Source: RefSeq, a predicted model, not a curated record